UAAGGUGGAGGAGGACGGGGUUUUCAGUGACCAGCACCUGGAUAACCUGGAGAGGAGCUGCAGCUCGGACCAGGAGGAACCAGGGCAUCCACAGACUACAGAACUGGAGGAAGACUCCAGCGGUCAGGAGAUGAAGCACGAGGACGUAGAGGUGGAUGUCUCAUUGGUCAAUGUCGCUGAUGUGAAAGUUGAAAAUGGUGAACCAGGACCAAACUGUGUCCAGCUGCUGUUGCACACUUCUCCUGAAGCUCAAAACAAAGAUGAGGAAGGGACUGAAAGUUUACGCUCAGACUCCAGUAAAACUGCAGAUCCGGAGCCAAUGAGACGACACGGUGACCACGAAGAUGCUGCUGUCCCGUCAGACAGCAACUGUGAAUCAAAGCUGACCAGGACCCACACGGGGAAGAAGGUAUUUUCUUGUAGAACCUGCAUGAAAAAGUUCAGUAAAAGUUGUAAUUUAAUGGAUCACAUGAAGAUCCACACUGGCGAAAGGCCGUACCUGUGCAACACCUGCGGAAAAUCGUUUACUCAAUACUCAGUUCUUAAACGGCACAUAACCAUGCACACGGGCGAGAAGCCCUACAUCUGCAAAACAUGUGGAAAGAGUUACAUGCAACUUUCCACCUUGGUGGUUCACUCGAGGAUUCACACUGGUGAAAGGCCGUACCUGUGCAACACCUGCAGCAAAACCUUUACUAAUUCAUCACAUCUUAAACGCCACAUAACCACGCACACGGGCGUGAAGCCCUACAUCUGCAAAACAUGUGGAAAAGGUUUCACGCAACGUUCAAGCCUCGUGAUGCACUCGAGGAUCCACACCGGUGAAAGGCCGUACGUGUGCAACACGUGCAGCAAAACCUUUACUCUAUUAUCAACUCUUAACCGCCACAUAAACACGCACACGGGUGAGAAGCGAUAUUUGUGCAAGACGUGCAACAAAGGUUUUAGCCGCAGAAUUGGUUUGCUGAGUCACAUGAAAAUUCACCCGGAGGAGAAGUCUGGUGACUCGUGACAAAUGAUGUCGUUCUCCGGGGGCAGCUGUCCACUCCUGUCUGACCCACAGAAGAAGAACCUGCAGAAGUCCAACCACCACCUCCUGUGGCUGAUGAGCCUAAUCCCCUCCCCACAAGGGUUGCAGGUUCAACCCGGUUUUAUGCUUCUCCGUCAACUUGACGCAGAGGGAACGAUGUGGUUGUUUACUUUUUUUUAAAGUUCUGCAUUAGGUUUGUUUGAAUCCCUGUUCCUUCUUAAAAUCGUAUUAUUUGUUGCUUUUGGUAACUUGCCGUCUCCACCGUGCAAAUAAAGAGCUGUUA
Cololabis saira (Pacific saury) is the source of this 1313-nucleotide messenger RNA. Its product is annotated as zinc finger protein 239-like. The record is from RefSeq and is a predicted model, not a curated record. Gene Ontology annotation, cellular component: transcription regulator complex; PcG protein complex. Gene Ontology annotation, molecular function: RNA polymerase II cis-regulatory region sequence-specific DNA binding; DNA-binding transcription factor activity, RNA polymerase II-specific. Bases 131 to 1012 code for a protein of 293 amino acids. The transcript has a single exon. Gene Ontology annotation, biological process: regulation of transcription by RNA polymerase II. Lineage: Eukaryota; Metazoa; Chordata; Actinopteri; Beloniformes; Belonidae.